ACCCAAUAGGACGCUGGAAUAUCUCAGAACGGGAACGCUCGAUCAGAACGCUGGAGGGAGUGACGUCAGUGCAGGAGGAGUCAUGCUGCAGACCCAGGCUUCUUCAAUGACAGACACUGCUAAUCAGAGAGCACUUUAACCCAGGGACUGACUCACUAUGGCUGCUGCAGCAGAGGCUCACAGAGUGCUGGUGUAUGGAGGAAGAGGGGCUCUAGGUUCCAAGUGUGUGGAAUACUUUAAAUCCAAGAACUGGGUAAGUCAACUAACAGUGAUUUGUAUGUUAAAAUAAUCUUUUGCAGCACUUGUUUUUUUUUUUCUUGACACUAUUAUAUAUUCAAUUUCCCUGUACGGUUCUAAGUGGAUGUUGAGAGUUGUAGUCUUUUCUGGAAGCCAUCUAAACAUUUAGGGUAAAACUGUGUUGUUGUUUUUUAUGACCAGUGAUGGCCCACCUGUUGCAUUACUGCUGCUGUGGACUACAAGUCCCAGGAAUCCCAGACAGCUAUUUUGCUGGCUGAGGAUCACAUGACAUUAACUCCACAACAGCUGGAGCUUAUAAGUUGUGUUUUCACAGUUUGCAUGUAUCUGAUUGAUUGUAUUCACUAACAGUCAAACAUUUUUCUAUUUUUCCUCUUCUUAGUGGGUGGCAUCUAUAGAUGUAACAGAGAAUGCUACUGCUAGUGCUAAUAUUGUGGUGAAGCUGUCAGAUUCAUUUACUGAACAAUCUGAUCAGGUAAGUGUGUAAUUUUAUAUGUAGCUUCUCUUAAUCAUUGUAUUGACCUGUAUAUUUGCAAGACCAGUUGUUGAGAUCUGUAGAAACUUGACCAGUUUGUGACAAGGAAUUAGGAAAAUCAGACCCAGAAGGAAAUAGAUGGGCAAAGGAAACAUCCCUUGAGUUGGUAGGGUCAUAACUUGCAUGAACAUCAUGUGAGUUGUAGUUUCACAUCACUAGUCUGUCAUUGGUUAUCAAAACAAGGCUUCUAGUGUUCCAGGUUUAACAUUAUUAUAUGUGGUAAAACUGGGAAAUCUCUGAACCUUGAACCUUAAAGAGUGUGUAGACUAAGUAAGGAGAGAUUGAUGGAAGAUUUAGAACAGUGACUUGAUUAAAGAGGUGCUGAAACAUUCUAAAAGUGGAGCAAUUGUCAAUGUAAAAAAAUUGCAAAUUCUAUUAGUUUCCAUAGUAAUGGUAAAGUAUAAGCGGGGAAAUAAUUCACUGAUUCAAUGGUGUGGUGUUCUUUUUUUUUUUUUUUUUUAAGUUGAGAAUGCAGCAACUGACACUUCCAGGUUUGCCGGGAAUUCAAAAUAAAUUGCAAAUUUAACACCAAAAAAGCUGGAUUGGGAAAAAUGCUUCCCGUUUGGUUAUUUUGGUCUAAAAAUGUAAAUUUCCUUUGAAUUCCUGACCAUUCUCCUUUUUAUUGAGUAACUCUAUAUAUGUAAAUAGGAGAGCUCGAUUAAUGCAAGGGAUAUUUAAUGAUUUUAAGAUGAAAUGUGUGAUAAAGAAUUGUCGAUAAGCAAAUGAAUAGGGACAAGAAAAUUGCUUCUGCUGUGACCCAAAACCUCCCAUGUUGCUCCAUGCAGAUAGCCUCACCAGGCACAGUAAGAGUCAAAGUGCAGAGCAGAUUGCUUUAAUUCUGGUCAAAUCUAGCCAAUUUCAUAUUUAUUUAGUAAAUGGUGAAUUGACAUGGGGUUUGCAAAUUUUAGACCAAAAAAAUUUGAAAUUUCUCGAUCUCCACCAUAUUUCUAUGGUUUUGACUUUUAUCCACUGAUUAUUUUUUUUUUAUUAUUUAUUUAUUUUUUUCUAAACAGACAUUUUCUGGAGACAUAAUGUUGUGUCUUUAGAAAUGUGCAACCUCUCAUGUUAGUUUUAUGUCUGAAUGUUAUAUUUUUAUUUUUUCUUAACUUGUUUCUUAGGUCACAUCUGCUGUUGAACAGCUCCUGGAUGGCCAGCAAGUGGAUGCCAUUUUGUGUGUGGCUGGAGGCUGGGCAGGUGGCUCGGCAAAGGCGAAGUGUAAGUUCUAUUUAUUCUGUAGUUAAAGGACCACUGUAGGCACCCAGACCACUUCAGCUUAAUGAAGUGGUCUGGGUGCCAGGUCCAGCUAGGGUUAACCCAUUUUUUUUUAUAAACAUAGCAGUUUCAGAGAAACUGCUAUGUUUAUAAAUGGGUUAAUCCAGCCCUUAAAUCCUCUAGUGGCUGUCUCAUUGACAGCCGCUAGAGGCGCUUGCGUGAUUCUCACUGUGAAAAUCACAGUGAGAACACGCAAGCGUCCAUAGGAAAGCAUUGUAAAUACUUUCCUAUGAGACCGGCUGAAUGCGCGCGCAGCUCUUGCCGCGUGUGCGCAUUCAGCCGAAAGGGAGGAGAGGAGGAGGAUCGGAGACUGAGAACUCCCCGCCCGGCACUGGAGAAAGGUAAGUUUUUUUUUAAUUUUAUUUUUUUAUUUUUUUUAAAAUCCCCUUUCCUCUCUCCAGUGCCCGGCGGGAGGGGGACCCUGAGGGUGGGGGCACCCUCAGGGCACUAGAGUGCCAGGAAAACGAGUGUUUUCCUGGCACUAUAGUGGUCCUUUAAUCUGCUCUAAACACUGCUACAGUAUCUGUUUAGUAAUAAAGUCUGCUAGUUGGGAAUAUAGUCCAAAAUAAAUGUGAGGAUUGGUUGCCAAAGCACCUUCAUCAUUUAAAACCAUAAUUGUAAUUUGUACAACUUUUUAUCAGGAAAAGAGUAGUUUGCGAGCAUAUUUUCCUCAUCUGUAAAUUGCACUUGGGGGGGGGGAAGUGGGAUACAAUCACCACCCAUUACAUUGGGUAAUAUAGUUCAAGGAGCAAUUCACAGUGAGUCAGCAGGUUUAUUUGCCAAUGUGUGUGUCUGGCAUUAAUUCUUGCUGGGGUUGAACUCCACAUGCAAACUGCUCUUGUAAGUUUUCAUGUCCUUCUUUCGUGUGUGUGUGUGUGUGUGUGUGUGUUUUUUGUUUUUUUUUGUUUCUGAAGAUUAAUGGUUUUUAUUUGUCCCUCCAAGGCUGUGACAUCUAGAGCUGACCUACACAUUCAAAGGGUGUCUUACGUAGGGCUUUACUUACUAUAGUGGAGUAAUACCAAAUUAGGGCAAUAUAUUAUUUUCAUUUUAUAUGUAUGUGUAUAUGUAAAAAAAAACGAUACAAUUCGUAUCUUGUAAUACACUUUUUUUUUAUUUAUUUUUUUUUUUUUAUUGGACUAACAGAAUUUUUUAAUGACAAGCUUUCGGGAGGGCCUGCCUCGCUCAAGUCUGAAGCAUUUCUGAGCAAGACAACACAUAGAAUUCAAAGUGGAGUUGUGAUACAGGGGUUAAAGUGACAUGAGUGUAGAUAAGACACAGGUUUGAUAAAACAGACACCCUUCUUGCAGAGGGUCAUAAAUAUCUUUCUGAAGAUCAGAGUGAGGGGGAGAGAGGAAAAAAACACAAGCAGACAGUGCAGAAGAUGGUAGAAUAAAUUGGAAUGCAUUUAAAAAUGUUGAUCCAAAUGACAGAACAGUAAGAUAAUGUGGGGGAGUGUUCAUGUAACGUGUUGGUAGUGGGACAGGAAACCCAAAUCAAUAUUUAGUCCUCUAUUCUUGCUGUUAAACAAUUUGAUUAUUCUGGCUUCAAAAGUUUGUUUUAUUAUUUUUUUUUAUUUAUUUUUUUGAGUAUUUCUAAAACCCCCUUUCAGUACUUUGAUUUUUAUGUCCUUCACCGAGUGGCCAGGCUGGGUAAAGUGGUGUCCCACAGGAGUGCAGUACAAUCCUUCUUUGUGGUGUUUAAUAGAGUGUGUGUCUGUGCAUCUUCAUUCUGCCAUUUAAUGACUGGGUGGUUUUCCCCAAUGUAGCAUUAUCUAUCUCUAACAGCCUAAAUUUUGCACUUUAUUCCUUUUUUAUAUAUUUGUGUAAAUCAUUAUCAUAACCCUUUCUAUACUUUGUUUUAUAUUGUUUUGUGUUUCCCAGCUUAUACAUGCAAAAAGAAACCGGGGGGGGGAGGAGAGAGAGAGAGAGAUAUAUUUAUAAAAAAAAAAAAAAAAAAAUCUCUGAACGGAGAGGCAAAAUAUAUCACUAUAUGUUUUUGAUGAGCUGUGGUUUCAGUGGUUAAUAAUUACACUGCAAGAUAAUGGUUGACCAUAUAUUGAUUUGCUCUGAAGAGCAUAAUUUUUUAUUUUUUUUUCUAGUAAUCUGUGUUUUUAUUUAAAAAAAAAAAAAUAUUCACUUGUGUCCUUGUCAGUCUGGUCUAAUCAUACAUCCUGCACAUCAAAUAACCCAUCAGGAUAAGGAGGUCAUUAAUAAAUCCUCUAAAAAUGUAAAGCGAAACUUCAGUCUGGAAAUGACCACUCACUUUCAAUGGAUAACAUAAAAUGAGAAACAAAAAAAAAAAUCUUUUUCUUCUCCAGAUUAACGGCCAUUAGUGUUUGCUUUAACAUUUUAUUUACAAAUGGUUGUAAGAGGCACAUUCUAUCCAUUAGGCCCCCUGGUCACAUGUUAUUGGUGAACUGUUUGACCCUGACAUGUGGCUUCCCUUGCUCUUGCUACUGACCUUCCAGUUUGACUUUUAUGCCAGCAACCUCUUGUGUAAUAGCCAAAGGCUCCAGGCUAGACUGUUAAUAGUUUUAGGCAAGCAACUGGAGGCUAUGGAUUACUCAACCAACACAUUUUUGAUUUGGUUAUAAAUUAUUUUUAUUUUUUUAAUGAAUAGGAUGCUAACAAUCUGAAAGGUGUGUAGCAUAUGUCUUCCACCUCCUGGACAUGUUUCUCAUAUAUAUAUAUAUAUUUUAUUUUGAGGUUACCUCCAGCUGUUGCGCAUAUUUAUUUAUUUGUCAUGUAGAUUGUAGGCAUUUUUUUUCUCUCUGCCACUUAAUCUUCUAAUAUCUAAUAAUUAGGAUUAUUAUUUAAAUCUUAUUUUAUUUUUCUUAUCUUUUCACACCAACACCUAUUGUACAUAAUGUAGGUUAUAAACCAUUUAAUGUUAAUACAUGCACUCAAAGUACCAGUAACACAGAUUGCAGUUACAUUAUCAGUUAGCUGAUAUAGCAUUGUUGUAAUUGUUAUGCCUGUUGGGGAUUAGGAGCUGAGGAAUAUCCCAUGUAAGUGAACCAACAUUCCCACAUUUCAGCAAAGCGUUUGUUUGGGGCUUGUUGGACACCGUAUAGUAAGUGCUUUGUGUUAAUACUGUUUAAUAAGGACCGCUUUUUGUACUGACCUAUCCAGGAGGAAAGCAAGCAUUUUCAGAUCAAUAACUUUGAUGUGGCUGACUGUGUAUCUCUUUAAAAAAAAAAAAAAAAAAAAAUAUAUAUUUUUUUUUUUUCUCCGUAGCCUUCUAUAAAAGCAGUGAUCAGAUGUGGAAGCAGAGUGUUUGGACGUCAACCAUCUCAAGUCAUCUUGCAGCAAAGCACUUAAAGGACGGGGGUCUGCUUACACUAUCUGGGGCAAACGCAGCUUUGUCCGCAACCCCAGGUGAGUUUGGAGAAAUUUUGUAUUCUUCAGUGUUAAUUUGACAAUGGAGAUGUAUUUUGUGGGCUUGUAUUCUUCCAGUGUGUAAUGUAUUCUGUUCACUGUACUAUAUUAGGUACCACACUUUUGCAAAAAAAAUAUUUUUUUUGGCUAUAUUUUGUACUUUAAUUUAAAUUCACUAAUUCAGUGUUUUCCAGGCAAUCAAUAAAAGGCUGACAAUUCUUAAGAGAUGUGGGUGUUACUAAAUCAGGACUGUAAUACUGUCAGGAUUACAGUAUGAUCCAGCACGUAGAAUUGUGUAACAUAGGAGACUAAUAGGUAACGUAUACCAGACCUUAGAAUGGCCGGACUAAUGUACCAAAGAAUAGUCAGGAAUAGCCGAGGUCAAGGGACACAGAAAGAUACGAUAAAGAAAAAGCCAGGGGUCAGGAAUGCCAGAAAACAGGGAAGUCAAAAUACCAGAAUAACCAGAAUCAAUAACGCGCUCUCAGACAACCACAAGGGAAACCAUGACAGAGCACUGAGCAAGAGGAGAACUGUAUCUGACUGGAUCUGAUUGGUUGUAACCAGCAUUUGACCCCAAAGGCAGUUACCAGGUUCCUAUUUGCAUGAUUGCUGCUCAGCACAACUUUUCCUGUCAAAACAGUAAAUGUCGUUAAUCACAUUUUUAUAUGCGGGUGAAUACGUGACCAAUACAUAAGAUGGAAAGGGCAGCAUGCACCCAUCUCAUGUGAGGAAAUGAGGUGUAUGUAUUUUUCUCGCAGAUUCUGAUCUAGAAUUAAAGUAAAUUAAUAGGGCAGAAUAUUUUCAUUGUGAAAAAUUAUACUUUUUCAGGAAAAUUUACACUGUUUGUUUGAGGUUUGUCAUGUAAAAGCAUUUUUUUCUUUUUUUUUUUUUUUUUCAGCUUCAUAAUCUUUCAGAUGAUAUUGUUACAAAAGUAAACUAACUUUAGCCCCCUUGUAUACUUGGUACCUCUAAUUGUUACAUUUGCUUACCCUAUGAUCUUAACCAGGACAGUAAAGUCUGGAACAAUUUAGAGUUUUUCUUUGUUUUUGUUUUUUUCUCAUUAAAAAAAUCUAUUCACAUUUUGGUGGCUUUUAACUUGAUACAAAAAUAACAGCUAUAAUGCAUAAAAGUGAAGAAAAUGAAAUGAUUUACGUAUGCUUGUAUGGGCUGCUGUUUGAACUUUCUUUUACAACUUCAAAUGGAAUCUGUUGAAUUUGUCCUGUGACCUUUUUGUUCUUCACAUGUGUGUUUCAUUACACAUAGCAGACAGUGUGUAUUGCAAAAGAAGCAUUUUUCAAUACUUGUCCAUGAUUUAUUUCAGAUAACUGCCUAAAUACACAUUUUAAUUAAACAAGAAUUACUUGUGGUAAUUUUUCUUUUUAAUUAUUUUAUUUAUUUUUUUUUCUCCGUUGCCAUAAUUAUAUUAGGGAUUUUUUUUUUAUCUUGAUCUUCAUUUUUAACAAAACUUAUAAAUUUAAUUUUCCCUUCAUAUCUCUGUUUUUGUGAAUAUUAAAAAACAAAAAAACCUCACCACUUUAUUGGAACAUGAACAGUGACAGGUCUCUAAGAAUGGAUUGACACAAACCAAGGGUCACUAAAGUGAUUGCAGCCUGGCUUGUCUCUCAUUGUAUUGCUUCUAUGUAAGUUUAUUUAUUUUUUAUUUUUAUUUCCCCAUUAGCAAUGUCUAUUUCAUCCAGGUUUGGACAGUAUUUAUUGGUUGAAAAUGCUAGCUGAUCAGCAGCCAAUUGAUGCUGUCAAAAUUGACACUGCUAAUGUCGAAGAUAUCCUCAGCAGUACGGUCCGUGUUUUUUUAUUUUUUUUUUUUUUUUUAUUUAUUUAUUUAUUUUUUUCACUGUCCAAGGCCCAGCCAUUUAUCACACCUUUUAGAGACCUGUAGCAAAGUUUCAUCUCAGUGGAGUCCUGUGAGCAUGGAACUGCAGCUCCAUCAGCCCUUCCUUGUUAAACCAACCCUUAUAGUGACCGCUUUAAAUGCUAAGUAAUGUGUAUUUUGUUGUGCAUGUUUAGAAAUCCAAAAUGGUUUGUGUCUCUUGUUUAAAUAAAGUGUGUGUGUGUGAAUUUAAAGGAUGGCUCUCUGACUGUUGUCUUAUAAAAUUUUAGUGUGAAAUCUAUCUAUCAUCAUUUUAACAAUUUUUUUUUUUUUUUUUUAUUAUUAUUCUUUUUUUUUUUUUUUUUAGGCAUGGCAGCUUAUGGCAUGGCAAAAGCAGCUGUACAUCAGCUUUGUCAGAGUCUUGGUGGUGAGAAGAGUGGAUUGCCUACAAAUUCUGCUGCUGUUGCUAUCCUGCCGUGAGUAGUUUACUUGUCAAAUAAGGUUCUGGACUUUUUAGACUUUUGUGUUAGAGAACCUUUAACCCACAUUUUUUUUAUAUCUGAUAAAGCAGCACUCUUUUAAGCAUCAUAAUUACUAUAGUGCACUUCCUACAGUUCCAGUCACUGCCUCCACUACAACCUUCAGAGAGGCAGUAGCUAGACUUCUUUAACACUAAGCCUGGCAUCAGCUGAUCAGUUUAGCCAGUGUGCUAGUCCUGCGUGAGCUGGCUGCAGGGAGCAGUGUCUGGCACAGCUCGGGUAAGAAAUUAAACUGCUUAAAAGUGGUUUCACUUUGUACAGUGGACUGUACGGGGUACUCCUGGCAACAUAACCACUAAAGUGUGUUGUAGUGGUUAGAGUGUGUGACGUGUUCAUUUAAUGAUUUUAUAUAAAUAAUUCAUUAAAACGAGAAGUCUAAUUUUUAAAGUUCCUGUCGUGCUACAGAUCCCCAAGCAAGCAAAAUCAGUGAGCUCUAAUCAGACUAUCCAGUCGCUCUAUCGGUCAAAGCCUCUUAUGCGCCUCUUAUGCUGAUCUAUGGGGUCUGAUAUUGUCACUGGGGUUAAUGAGAAAUGCUUACUAGCCCGUGACAGUUGUAUUAAAGGGUUUUUCUACUUUAACCACUACAUGACAAAGGAAAACCAGGUUGUGCCUGACAUAACAUACAAUCAUUGUUUAAAAGAAAGCACAUGUUCUUUGAAUUCUAUGGUUUACAUAUUGGGGAUAUAAUAAUCUCUUCUAAAGGUAUUAACAUUAGGUAAAUAAAACACAUGACAGAUUACACUAACUGUUUUAUGAUUUAUUUAACAAAAAUAAAGUCAAAAUGGAGAAGCCAUGUGUGGAAAAACGAAGUACACCCGUGAUGCUUCCAUAGGAAUUAGGAGGCCAAGUAGCAGAUUGGUGCUGCUAACCAAAUUCCCUUGAUUAAUUUAUCAUCAGCAAGUGUGACCACCUCUAUAAAAGCUGAAGUUUUAGUAGUUACGUGGAAAAAGAAUGAACAUGUAUGGUUUGUUUGGAAGGUUUUCCAGAAGAAAGCCUCUUCUCUCUAAAAGAAUGUGGCAGCACGGCUUAGAUUUGCAAAGUUGCAUCUGAACAAACCACAAGACUUCUGGAAAAAUGUCAUUUGGACAGGUAAGACCAAAGUGGAGAUGUUUGGACAUAAUACAUAGCAUCCCAUUUGGUGAAAACCAAACACCUCUGAUUUUUCAAGCAUGGUGGGGGGGGGGGAUUUAUUUGUUUUGCAGCCACAGAACCUGUAUACCAACGUAUUCUAGGGUCAAAUGUGAGGCCAUCUGUACGACUGCUGAAGCUUGGCCAAAAUUGGGUCAAGUAACAAGAAAAUGAUCCCAAGUACACAAGCAAGUUUACAAGAAAAGGGCUGAAAAGAAUCAAGUUGUUGCAACGGCCCAGUCAAAGUUCUGACCGCAACCCGAUUUGAAAUGCUGUGUCGGGACAUAAGCAAAUGCCAACAAACCAUAACAAACUGAAGCUACGUUGCAACGAAAAAUGGGCCAAAAUUCCUCUACAACAAAAUGAGACAAAUAACCGAUAUUAGUGCUUAGCCAAACUGCACUCACACACCGGUUAGCUCCAUCAACCAUGAUAUAUAAAUGUGGUUCUGCAAGCUAUUGAAAUCAUAAGGUGUACUAUAAAGUAUACAGCAUAUUUUACAGUGAGAAUGCAUGGACAGAGGCAUUGCACUAAAAGUAAUCUGUAGUGGUUAUAAAGCUCUGGGGGGAAAAUGUUUCUAAACCUAUAUUGAUAUGAUUAUUUUGCAUUUUUAGGGUGCUUUUGUUUUUUAUUUUGCACAAUAUUGGAAAAUCUAAAGAAAAUCUUGCAUGCAGCACAGAUGUUUAUGAAAGAGUGUUUCAAUUUUAUACAUUUCCCGUGUUCUGUUUCCAUACCGUCUGCUGGUUUUGUGUGCCGGCGGCUGGAUGAUAACUGGUUUGUAUGUUCCGUGGUUUAAUAAGCUUAUCUCUUUCAUUCUCAGUGUUACCUUGGAUACGCCUGCCAACAGAGCAUCAAUGCCAGAAGCAGACUUUAGUUCCUGGACACCCUUAGACUUUAUCGCUGAGUGAGUACAUGAUAUGUUCUUAUCUGACUGAGCUCCACUGCACACUGUGUUCCUCUCACUGUGUUGUUUGCCCUUUAUUUCCAUUUCACACCAAUGUAGGAUGAUUAAUUUCUGAACCAUUACCCACCCUUUUUAUUAAUGUUCUGUGUAACUGGCAACUUUCAAUUAUUAUCCAUUAAUAAAAUACAUUGGAUGGUAAUUAUAUGUAACUUUCCUUUUUGUCUUUAAAUGAGCAGCUAUCAUGAAUGUAAACCUAAAAACAGAAUAAAAUCAAUGUGUACUUUUAUUUGAGGUUGUGUACACUGUUGGAUAGAUGCAAUACUACAUGGCAGUACAAUUUAACGGAGGACUUGGCAGAAGUGUCUGAUCGGUUCUAACGUGUAACUCUGGGCAUUAAAGCAGGAUGUAUAAUUAGUCUGUUUGGAAAAAAGCCCUCCAAUAACUAUAACCUCCUGAGCUUAUUGUAGUUGCUAUGUGUGAGGCUUUUUUUUGUUUUCAAGACGUUUGCCAGAAUUGGAGGUAGUUUCCUCCCCCCACCUUUUUGACAUCUAGUCAUAUUAUAAUUCAGCCACACAGAGUAGAUGCUGCUUUGUGCCUGAAUAACCAUCUGAUCUUUAGAAACUGCUGAAUAUUGGUUUAUGGUUGUUUCCAGAACUCCUCGAUGGCAUUUUUAUUCUAACAAUUAUUUUUACAUAACCAUUAUUUUAGCCUGUAUUUCAUUAAAUCUCACCAAUUUAAUGGUAUACUCUGAACACCAUAACAACUUUAGCUUGAUGAAACCAUUUUGAUGUAAAGAUCAUGACACUGCAGUCUCACAUUUAGGGCUGCUAUCAAACAUUUUGGGGCCACUGACACAGCUCCCCGGGGCCUCUUUCCGAGUGCACUCACAGGGCCCAUCCUUAGUCCGUCCACAAGGAUGUGGUGUAUAUGGUGAAUGUAGAAUGUGUGUAGUGCAUGUUUAAUGCGCAUCACGCACAUUAGACCUCCGCAUAGGAAAGCAUUAUUCAAUGCAUUCCUGUGGGGAUUUCGGUAAUGCUGGAGUUCCUCAGGCAGAGAGUGAUGACGUCCAGCGUUGUUUAAAACACUUUUCGUGUUCUAAGAACAUGUAAGUCCCUCUAGUGGCUGUCUGAAAGACCGCCACUAGAGGAGGACUGAUGGACAACCACUAGAGGAGGACUUAACUUUGCAAAGUAAUUAUUGCAGUUUACAAAAACUGCAAUAAUUACACUUGCAGGGUUAAGGGUGGUGGGAGUUGGCACCCAGACCACUCCAAUGCACAGAAGUGGUCUGGGUGCCUGGAGUGUCCCUUUAAUUUGUUAGUUUGCAGAUGAGUUAAUGCUGCAUUUCAUUACAUUAUUGCAGCCAGCUAAAUGUCACUAAAUAUCUCUGAUUACAAGUCAUUCCGAUAUGUUUACUAGUUUCAAAAAUUUGGUUAAAUGAACUUGAAAUAUUCAGCUCCUGUUAUUCUUUCUGAUGAAAACCUUUUAUCAUUCAUUGUACAUUUAGCUAUUCUGACAUUGAAAUUUUUUUUUUUUUUGUUUGUCCUUUGAAUAGAACGUUUUAUAAGUGGACCAAUGGAAACAACAGGCCAAAAUCUGGUAGUCUCAUCAAGGUGGUCACCGAAAAAGGAAAGUCUGAGCUAAUUCUUGCUAAUUUGUAAGAUGAAGUAAAUCUGUGAUGAAUUGAGUCUGGAUUUAGUCAGACCCCAUCUACAACCCUCACUUAUGUUGUAUGAUAUCCAUUCAAUUUACUGUCAACUUUUUGUCUAAAGUGGUUAAAUAGCUAUUUUACGGUCUAUAUGGAAUUAUUGCCAACCCAAGUAUUCAGGUAUGUGUUCUCUUAAAGUGUAUUUGUAGUUCAACCAAUGCGAAGGUUUACAUUACAUUAUUUCUGUUGUUUAAAUUGCUUAUGACCUGAAAGAGUAAUGAAACGAAAACAUGAAUUUUUGUUUUUCCUGAAAGUCAUGUUUUUAUUAAACUGUUCUCAGAUAUAAA
Molecule: messenger RNA, 11835 nt
Organism: Pelobates cultripes (western spadefoot toad)
Lineage: Eukaryota; Metazoa; Chordata; Amphibia; Anura; Pelobatidae
Source: the annotation of a GenBank genome assembly